Messenger RNA from Anoplopoma fimbria (sablefish), 2643 nucleotides. RefSeq names its product nudix (nucleoside diphosphate linked moiety X)-type motif 4a (gene nudt4a). NCBI's taxonomy places the organism in Eukaryota, Metazoa, Chordata, Actinopteri, Perciformes, Anoplopomatidae. Gene Ontology annotation, biological process: adenosine 5'-(hexahydrogen pentaphosphate) catabolic process; diadenosine pentaphosphate catabolic process; diphosphoinositol polyphosphate metabolic process. Gene Ontology annotation, molecular function: bis(5'-adenosyl)-hexaphosphatase activity; endopolyphosphatase activity; bis(5'-adenosyl)-pentaphosphatase activity. The record is from RefSeq and is a predicted model, not a curated record. Gene Ontology annotation, cellular component: cytoplasm; nucleus. The transcript has 5 exons. Bases 438 to 1007 code for a protein of 189 amino acids.
CUUGUGAAUGAUGAACAUGAACCUCGGGGUAACGUGGGAGCUGACAGGCCGCUCGCUGCGCAGCUCUCAGGUCAGCUGGUAAGCAGCUCUCCGACCACAGAUGGGAGCGAGUUUGUUGAAUCAUGCGUGUUGACAGCGACACUAAACCAUCGUGGGGUAGGUAGCCGACAACAUACGACCAGAGGCGCUCCCGACAUCCCCCAGGAAUGAAUGAACCGAGAGCUGACUUUAUAACCGAGGCUCCCUGAAGAAGCGUCAAGUUUGGAGUAUAUUUCUGGGAAUCGCUUCUCUUGAUCUACCAACUCUCUCGGACUGGACACUUUCUUCAGCGUGGUGUGGUUGAAGACAGAUUUUCGCUCCCCCAACUCCCCCCCCCCCCCCCAAAAAACAACAACAACAACAACAACAAAUCGGACAAUCGACGAUUGGGAACAUAAAUGAUGAAGUUUAAGCCCAACCAGACCAGGACUUACGAUGGCGAGGGCUUCAAGAGAAGAGCUGCGUGUUUGUGUUUUAAAAACGAGAAAGAGGACGAGGUGCUACUGGUGAGCAGCAGUCGCCAUCCAGACCAAUGGAUCGUGCCAGGAGGAGGAAUGGAGCCUGAGGAGGAGCCCUGUGGGGCCGCCGUCAGGGAGGUCUACGAAGAGGCGGGUGUGAAGGGAAAACUUGGCAGACUACUCGGGAUUUUUGAGCAAAAUAAAGACAGUAAGCACAGGACGUACGUCUUCACCCUCAUAGUGACGGAAACACUGGAAGACUGGGAGGACUCUGUCAAAAUUGGAAGGAAGAGAAAGUGGUUCAAAGUUGACGAGGCCAUCAGGGUGCUGCAGAGCCACAAGCCUGUCCAUGCAGAGUACCUACGAAGGCUCACAAGCACCUGUAACCCCCCCUGUGGUCCUGUGUGUAGCCCGACUAAUGGCAACACCCCGAGCUCCCAAGUGAGGGACAACGACACGCCUCACUAUGUUGUUUGCUCCACAGAGGGCUCAGAACUAGGCAACAGAUAGGACGUUCAGCAGAAGCUAACAGUUUUUUUAAGAGGACAACGCGAUGGACAUCUGGAAAAGACUUCUGCAUUGAUUGCAUUACUAACGCAGCCUCUUAAUAUGUACAGUAUGGACUUCCUUUAAGUUGAUUUAAAACCCAUUUUUAGGGAGUGCCAACAUGUUUUCCAAGUAUAUUUAAGAUUUUAUAUGUAUAUAUUUUUUAACACCAUCAACUGCUAAUGGAGCAAAUGUUUCCAUUAAAGGCAUUCAGCUUUAGAUGGAUUUUCUAAACGAGCUGCUUCUGCCGUGUAGGUCCUGUUUAGUCUUUAAUGCAGAAUACUUGACUAGCAAUGCACACAAGUAUUUGGGUUGUGCUCUUAGAGGAAGUCAUACAGUGACUCAGUGCCAAAUAAUUUCCAACUGCAAGAUGUUUUGAAGAGGAGCGGUUACAUAUGAAUGAGUCACUUAUUACAAUUAGGACACUUUUAGGCUGUGAAACUAAUGUCACCUGACCACAACUGAAGUCUUGUGAGGUAUUUCGCCCAAAGACAGCUGGGGGCAAAGUCUGCUUUGAUACAACAUGUGUAAACACUUUGCUCCUCCUAUAAUUACCACUUUACGAGUACACACAGGAUCAUCUCUAAUCAUUAGUAAAAGAGUAACGCUGUCAUAAAGAUUAAGCUUUAUACCAGUCACCAUAUGGAAAUGGAGACUUGGCUUUUUUCAAUUUAACAGUUAGGCUGAAUGUUAAAUUGAACAAAUAACAGUGUAAUGGUAGUUAGAUAAAUAUCAACUUUUGUAUAAUGGAACGGAACUGCUGUCAACAUAAUCAAAACUAGCAAAUGUGCCAAAGAAAGACUAUUCAACAGUACAGACUCUAUCACACAAGAAAUAAUACAUAUCUGCAGAAGACACUAUAAUUAUUAAGUGCAUUUGACAAAUUGUCCAGUUAAUGUUGGGCUGAGAGGCCUUUUGUUUUACGGCAGAAUUACAAUGUGCUUUAGUCUGAUUCUUCUAAGUGCCUUCACAAACAAUACUAACUUGUGUUUAGUUUCUACUAGACACUGCACACCCAACAGCCCUUACUGGCAGCAGUACAAUCAGCCCCUAUAUUUCUCAGCUGUGGUAAGAUUUAAACAAUUGGAUUUUGGAGGAAUUGUUACAAUUUAAUCUACAGUAUUUAGUAUGAAUUGAUUGAAUUUAUUUAUUUAUUUAUGUUUCAAAGGGAAAAACUCCCUCCCAUCAUGAACAGGAAACUAUGACCGGUAGUCAUGGUCAGUGUGUCGGACUUCUUUUGUCAGCACAACAGAAAGAGAAUGCAACCUACAGUACCAGUCAAAAGUUUGGACACACCUUCUCAUUCAACUACUUUGAAGAAUCUAAAAUAUAAAACAUAUUCUGGUUUGUUGAGCAUUUAUUUGUUUACCACAUAAUUCCAUAUGUGUUCCUUCAUAGUUUGGAUGUCUUCAAUAUUAAUCUACAAUGUAGAAAAGAAAAGAAAAAAAACCAUUUAAUGAGAAGGUGUGAACAAACUUUUGUCUGGUACUGUAUGUUAUAAAUUCAGUUUAUUGAAUAUCAUUGACGCUUCUUGAUACACUUCAUAAUAAAUCCCUUUUUUUUUUUUAUUUGUUUGUGUGACAGGACUUUUCAGCAAUGU